UCGUGCAAGUUGACGCCAUAUUUGUUCCGUUUCUGAAUCGAACUCUAUCGAAAGUGAAACUGGUUGUGCUAAUGUGCUUGAAAAUGAACUGGACAGUAUGGAAGGGACAGAAGCAAUGAAAUUUCAUAAUGAUUCCACUAAAGAAGAAGGCGAGUUGUCGGACGACGAUGACCUCGUGGAAGCGAGCAAAAGCUUAUCGAGUGUUGACCAUAAUAGGCCCUCUCUCAGUAAUCGGGGAGAUGGCGAUAGAAACGUUUAUAGAAAGUCUAAUAAUGAAAAUUUUAACACAAGAGAGACUAAUAAUGUUGAUAGAUUUCCCGCCAAUUCAUAUGGUGGGAAAGUAUACCGACCUAUGUAUAAUACCGACUGGAAGGAGAAGGGAGUACACAUAAGGCCUAAUUCUAAUCCUGGAGCUCGUGGGUCUGUCCAGGUGUUCGACUACAGUCAUGGUAUGCCUCCUGUAGCUAACCUACCUCACUAUGACAGAAUUCAUCCCGGGGGAAACCACGUGACUAGAUACCCACCACCCCCUCCUCCUGGCCCUCCUCCACUGACAGCUCGAAAGAUGCCUACGCCAAUACGAGGGAGAGGAAUGCGGGAGUGGUGUAACGACAAUAGGGUUGAACCAAGACCCAGGGAUCAUGACACACCUAUACCACAUGCUUCACCGGGAUUCUGGGACAAAAGGAAAUUAAAGACAUCACGUCAGAAUGUGAAGAAAAGUGAGGAAUCAAAAAAAGAUGAGUAUGAUGAUUUGUUAGAAAGUUAUAAAAUUCAACAGAAGAAUAUCCGUGACCAAUUAGCAAAAUAUGAUAAACCUCCAGUUAAAAAGUCUGAGUUUCCAAAGGAUGAAAAAAGACAACCUUCUACAACUACCAAGGAGUUGGUCCCUAUUGUAGCAGAAAAAUCAACAACAGAUUUAACAGAAAAGUUUGAGCAGACUGCGGAAGGUAAGAAGGCUGGACAAGUGCCUGAUGGAGAAAUAAAUAGCUCGAUGCCAGGAAAGACAGAGACAAACAGUAAAUCAACACCUAUAGAUAUAGACAAACCAAACAGACAUGAAACAGCUGCUGUUCAACCUGAAAAAGAUGCUGACAAACCAACCCAAAAUGGUGAGGGAAAAAAUGAUGAUGACUUGGAUGUCGACUUAGAUGAGCUCAUGUUGCGACGGAUGGCUUUAGAGUCAUCAUUGAAAAAAGAAGGAGAUUUAGAAGAGAAAAAACCAGUUUCUAAAGCAAGCAAGUCUCCAUCAUCAUCAAAAUCUCCUUCAUCAAAAUCUUCACCUUCAAAAUCCUCACCAAGAAAAAGUAGACGUCGCUCCAAAACUAAUCUCACACGCAAGGGAGACGGCCGAAGUAUUAGUAAUGACAAAAAAAAAGAAGACUAUAGAAAUCGCCCCGCCACAAGUGUGAGGGCCAGACCCAUGACUGGCAGAGUCAGCUCUAGUUACAGCCAGUCAAGGUCAAGGCCACACGAACCUAGUAGUGAUAGUAAUCGGAAACAGGAACUCCAACGAAGACGGAGAGAGGAAGAAAAACGGCAACAGGAAGAGGAACGACGAAAGACAGAACGUCAACGUGAAGAUCAGACACGAGAAAUUCAGAGAAUAUUAACACUUGAUGAUGCUUCAGAACAAGUUUCCAGAUUUUUAUCUCUUCUUGCAGAUAAAAGAUAUCCAAACAAGUCUAGUAAACAAUCUCCAACAGCUGUUAAAAGCACCAAGUCUCCCACAGACAAGAAAGGCACACCACAUGUCCACCCUUCAGCGAAACCUACCCUACAGGACAACUAUGAGGAGGUGGCCAUGGAUAUCGACAGUGACCCUGGGUCUCCAGCUAUAUCUACGGACCCUGUGACGGGCUAUGAAGACUACCCACUGGUCCCUGAUACCGAUAUAAUACCACAGACAACACAGUAUAUGGCACAACCCCUUGACAUGCAAAGUAAUCUGUUACUGGACACAGAAAACAUCUGGGAUUUAGCAUUAGGCUGUCCUGUAGUGAUGCCCUACCCUGCCACUGAUCCUGUGAUGCCUUACUCCUUAUUGCCUCCUCCUCCCCCUCCACCCUUACCUUCAGAGGAGGUAGCCCCACCUCCUCCCCUGCCAGAGGAACCACCACCCCUACCACUGGAACCUCCACCUGAUAUGGCUCCUCCUCCUCCCCCAAAACAUAUGCCAGAGGAUGAAGACGAGGAAAUCUUUGGAGAUGAAGCAGCCAUGCUGAGGGCAGAGCUUUUAAGGUCAAUGGCCAUCAAAAAGAAGGAACAGCAGCAGAGAGACAGAAUAAAACAGGAGAUUAAAUCUGAGGAAGUUUCUCCUGUAUCCUCACGUAGUAUAUCUCCUGCCCCUCUCACAAAAUCAGCCUCCGACUCUGUACAGAAUACACAGGUCACUAGAGCAUUAUUGACAGCGAAAAAGAGGAAGAAGCAAGCAGAGUUAGUAACUAUGGCUCAUGUCCCUAUACAGGCUCCUGUGGUUAUUAAUUUAAAUGAGGAUUCCACAGAUGAGGAAGACGAUGUGCCAGCACCAGUUACUGCAGUACAGAGUCUUCUAGGGGGGCUGGAUUCAUUCCUUAAUGAGGCUAGGAUGUCUGUAGAUAGUAAUCAAAGCAGUGAAGGUCACGUAAAAGAGGAAGAUAUUCAAAAGGAAAUCAGGAAAUACGAGGAAGAGAUGAACAAACAGAGGAUCAGUAUCCUACAGGACCAGGCUAUCUUUAAAGGGUUGUUAAGUAAAGCAUCAAAGUACCACAAGAGUGCAAAACAGGCCCAGGAUAACAUCCUCAAACUGAAGGAACAACUUGUAGCCGCAGAAAAAGUGGCUAAUGCUCACAGAGAACAGUUUGAAAAAGUCCGUAAACAUGCACGUGCAUUCAGGGCUAAUAUCUACAAGAAGCAGGAGGCGUUUAAACAACUAGAACAGAAGACAUUACACAUCGGCCAGACACUUUAUGGGACGUCGUAUAAACCCCGCACUGUGGUGGCUGUGAAAGCUUCGGAGAAAAACAAGCUGGAAAACAUCUCUGUCACUCUAGUUAAUGAGAAAGCAGCGAAGAAGUCUUUGAAGGGUAAAGAAAACAAAAAUAUUCCCGUAGAAAGUGUUGAUAAAGAAAAGGAGAAAUUACAACAAUUAGCAGAUGAAUAUGCAAAGAAAAUACAAAUGUUGAAACAAGCUCAGGCAAAGAAAAAGGCAGAGACUGAAGCUGCUAGAAAAGUGGCUACUGCAGCCCAGGACCAAGUGAAAAGUGCAAUUCCACGAAUAGAGAAGAUAGAAAUAGACAUCACCGAAAGUACGUCUGAAAGUGAAGCCGAGGAAAGACCUAAUAAACGACGUCGGUCAUUGAUGGAACUAAAUACAAGUACAAAACCAAAUCUGUCGCCCCAGAACAGCGAUGGUCAGAGAAAAUUAUCCCAGAGUGACCUUGAGGUCAAGUCAUCCAACAUUAUCUGUGAUAACAAAGCAAAAGUCUUCCCUCUACCUGGUGCUCAGCGGGUCAAACGACUCACCAAACUACUGGAGGACCGUUUCCAAACCCUGCUCUCUGUCAAAAACCAGAUCUCACUGCAGUCUUCACUGGUGUUGCACUCCAUCUUACUGCCACACUGUCAACAGAUUCCUUCCUUCCAAGAGCCAAAACGUGAUACAAGAACCAAAGUCAGCCACAUACCAAUGGAGUCAUCUCCUCUCGUUUAUAGAAGUCCCCUUCUACACUUCAGAUCAUACAGAUUCAGUCCAUAUUAUCGGACCAGAGCCAACCUCACCUUGUCUUCCUCUACAUUUUCCAACAAAAUCAAUCCUAAGAAAGUUUUAUGCAAAUAUGAUCUCCAAGGAACAUGUCAUGAUGAAGAAUGUGCAGGGUAAGUAAUAGAUCGUCUU
Molecule: messenger RNA, 3874 nt
Organism: Pecten maximus
Lineage: Eukaryota; Metazoa; Mollusca; Bivalvia; Pectinida; Pectinidae
Product: zinc finger C3H1 domain-containing protein-like
Exons: 16
Coding region: 98-3859 (1253 amino acids)
Cellular component (GO): nucleus; exosome (RNase complex)
Source: RefSeq, a predicted model, not a curated record